AUGUCAACUGAAUUUGUUGAAGAUGUUGAAAAACCUGAACAAAAGGUUCAAGUUACUGAAGCAUUAGACAAAAAAGGAACAAAUUCUAGUUUAUCUGACAAUCAAGUUGAUGAAAUUCUAGCCAAAUUUUUGGAUAUUUCUGACAAUGCUAGAUCAAAUGAACACACAGAAAAACAAAUGUCCUUAAUGGAAGGUAUUAGAACUUUCCCAAAAGCUGCUAUGUGGUCAUUUAUAUUAUCAUCAUCCAUUAUUAUGGAAGGUUAUGAUACUAAUUUAUUGAACUCUUUCUAUGCUUUCCCUGCUUUCAACAGAAAAUAUGGUCAAUAUUAUCCAGAUAUUGAUGAUUGGCAAGUCCCCUCUAAAUGGCAAACUUCUUUGUCUAUGGCUGUUAAUUGUGGUAGUAUCCUUGGUUUGUUCUUUGCUGGUCUCAUGGCUGAUAGAUGGGGUUAUAAAAUCACUUUAAACACUGCUUUGACUCUUAUUACUGGUUUCAUCUUCAUCGUUUUCUUUUCUGUUAACGUGCAAAUGUUAUUGGGUGGUGAAAUUUUACUUGGUUUUGCAUGGGGUAUGUUGCAAACCUUAGUUGUUACUUAUGCUGCAGAUGUUUGUCCUUUGGUUUUAAGAGUUUAUUUAACCACCUAUGUUAAUGCUUGUUGGGUUAUUGGUCAAUUAAUUUCAUCAUCUAUCUUACGUGGUGUUUUGAACUCCACUGAUCCACAUUCUUACCGUAUUCCAUUUGCUAUUCAAUGGAUUUGGCCUAUUCCUAUUAUGAUUGGUAUUUAUUUCGCUCCAGAGUCACCAUGGUGGUUGGUUAGAAAAGGAAAAGCAAAAGAAGCAAAAAACAGCAUUAAACGUCUAUUGACUGUUAACAAACACAUGCCAGAUCCAGAUGUUCUAGCUGACGCCAUGUUCAACAAAAUGCAAUUGACCAUAAAAGAAGAAGAAUUGACAACAGCUGGUGUCACUUAUUUGGAUUGUUUUAAAGGUGAAAACUUUAGAAGAACUAGAAUUGCUGCAAUGAUUUGGUUAUUCCAAAAUAUAACUGGUUCUGCUUUCAUGGGUUAUUCAACAUACUUUUACCAACAAGCUGGUCUUGCUUCAAGUAUGGCUUUCACAUUCUCUAUUAUCCAAUAUGUUCUAGGUUUAAUUGGUACACUUGGUGCUUGGGCUCUUUCACAAAAACUAGGUCGUUUUUCUAUUUUCUUCGGUGGUUUAUGUGCCCAAUUUACUAUUUUGUUAAUAACUGGUGCUUUAGGUUUCAAUGGAUCAAAAGGUUCUUCAUGGGCAAUUGGUUCCUUAUUAUUGAUUUUCACAUUUGUCUAUGAUAUGACUGUUGGUCCAAUUACUUAUUGUGCUGUUGCAGAAAUGCCAUCUGUCAGAUUAAGAAACAAAACCGUCAUUAUUGCAAGAAAUUUGUAUAAUAUUGCUGGCAUUAUCAUUGCAAUUAUUAUGCCAUAUAUGUUAAAUCCAACCGCUUGGAACUGGAAGGCUAAGACUGGUUUGUUUUGGGCUGGUUUUGCAUUGAUUGCAAUCAUCUGGUGUUGGUUUGAAUUCCCAGAAACCAAAAACAGAACUUAUGCAGAAUUGGAUGUUUUAUUCAGAGAUGGUGUUUCAGCAAGAAAAUUCAAAUAUACUGAAGUUAAAGCAUUUGAUGCUCAACAUAUGAUGGAAAAAAUUGGUGAUGACGGUAUCAAAAAUAUUGUUGAAGCUGAUAAUGAUGCUGAAAAUGUCACCACUUCAAAGGUUUAA
Molecule: messenger RNA, 1749 nt
Organism: Hansenula ciferrii
Lineage: Eukaryota; Fungi; Ascomycota; Saccharomycetes; Phaffomycetales; Wickerhamomycetaceae
Gene: KHT9
Product: Hexose transporter 2
Exons: 1
Coding region: 1-1749 (582 amino acids)
Biological process (GO): transmembrane transport; carbohydrate transport
Cellular component (GO): membrane
Molecular function (GO): carbohydrate:proton symporter activity
Source: RefSeq, a predicted model, not a curated record